UCUAAUUUUCCUUCUACUCUACGCUGUUCGUGAGGAGAGCGGGCAAACUAACAGCACAGAUCUCGUCACUGUUUUAGCCUGCGUUCCUUCCCCUCGAUCACUCUAAAUCCUCUCUUCUUCUGCUGCUUCCUCUGCUCCUUCAACGCUUGGUCUCCUCGAUUCGAUCAAUCAGCUUCGUGGAUCAAGUCUCUAGUCUUCGCCGCAGCGAAAAUGCCUGUGAAACUUGAUAUCAAGAAAAAGUUCCUGCAAAGGAGCGAGAGGGUCAAGUCUGUAGAUCUGCACCCGACUGAGCCAUGGAUUCUUGGCGGUCUUUAUUCCGGGACGGUUUACAUAUGGAAUUACCAGACUCAGACCAUGUCAAAGUCAUUCGAGGUUACGGAUUUACCAGUGCGGUCUUCAAAAUUUAUCGCACGCAAACAGUGGGUUGUUGCGGGAGCUGAUGACAUGUGUAUUCGUGUGUAUAACUAUAACACAAUGGACAAGGUUAAGGAGUUUGAAGCUCAUACCGACUAUAUCAGAAGUCUUGCUGUCCAUCCGACGUUGCCAUAUGUUUUGUCCGCAUCCGAUGACAUGCUUAUUAAACUUUGGGACUGGGAAAGGGGUUGGAUGUGCACUCAGAUAUUUGAAGGACAUUCACAUUAUGUUAUGCAAGUAACAUUUAAUCCCAAGGAUACCAAUACUUUUGCCAGUGCAUCGCUUGAUCACACCGUAAAGAUUUGGAACAUUCGGUCUCCUGACCCAAACUUCACUUUGGAAGCCCAUUCAAAGGGAGUAAAUUGUGUUGAUUAUUUCACUGGUGGGGAUAAGCCUUAUUUGAUUACCGGUUCAGAUGAUCAAACAGCUAAGGUGUGGGACUACCAAACAAAAAGCUGCGUGCAGACACUUGAGGGGCACACCCACAAUAUUUCUGCAGUAUGCUUCCAUCCUGAAAUGCCUAUUAUAUUCACUGCUUCUGAGGAUGGUACGGUGAGAAUAUGGCAUGCCACCACUUACAGGCUUGAAACUACUCUGAAUUAUGGACUUGAACGAGCUUGGAGCAUUGGGUAUAUGAAAGGGUUGCGCAGGAUUGUGAUUGGUUAUGAUGAAGGAUCUGUCAUGAUUAAAAUUGGUAGAGAAGUACCAGUGGCCAGCAUGGAUAGUAGUGGAAAAGUUAUCUGGGCCAAGCAUAAUGAAAUACUUACAGUGAACAUUAAAAGUGUUGGAGCAGAGAAUGAGAUUGCUGACGGAGAGAAAUUGCCGUUGGCAGUGAAGGAGUUAGGAGCCUGUGAAAUCUAUCCCCAGAGCUUGAAGCACAACCCAAACGGAAGAUUUGUGGUUGUUUGUGGUGAUGGCGAGUAUAUUAUAUAUACAGCUCUCGCCUGGAGGAAUAGGUCAUUUGGUUCUGCAUUGGACUUUGUUUGGUCCUCAGAUGGAGAAUUUGCUGUCAGAGAAGGACCUACGAAGAUUAAGCUUUUCAGUAAAACAUUUCAGGAAAAGAAGAAUAUUCGUCCAACAUUCACUGCUGAUCGCAUUUAUGGGGGCACCUUACUUGGUUUAUGCUCAAAUGAGUUCGUCUGCUUCUAUGAUUGGGCAGAGUGCCGGUUGAUUCAACGAAUAGAUGUUAACGUCAAAAAUAUUUACUGGGCUGAUAGUGGGGAUUUAUUGGCAAUCCCUAGUGAAUCAUCAUUUUACAUCCUCAAAUAUAAUCGUGAGGUAGUGUCAUCAUACUUCGACAGUGGAAACACUGCGGAUGAACAAGGCAUUGAGGACUCUUUCGAACUCCUGUAUGAAAUAAAUGAAAGAGUCAAAACUGGAAUCUGGGUUGGAGACUGUUUCAUCUACAACAACUCUUCUGCACGCCUCAACUACUGUGUUGGUGGUGAGGUGACCACUAUGUUUCACCUGGACCGGCCAAUGUAUCUAUUAGGAUAUCUUGCUGCUCAAAGCCGUGUUUAUCUUAUUGACAAAGAGUUUAAUGUUGUGGGGUACACAUUACUUAUCAACCUGAUCGAAUACAAGACUCUAGUAAUGCGUGGUGAUAUCGACCGUGCCAAUGAAGUUUUGUCCACAAUUCCUCAGGAACACCACAAUAGUGUGGCUCGUUUCCUGGAUUCUCGUGGUCUGCAGCACGAGGCUCUAGAAGUUGCCACUGACACGGACUACAAAUUUGAAUUGGCAAUACAAUUAGGCAAACUAGAGAUAGCUAAGGAAAUUGCUGAAACGGCACAUAGUGAGAACAAGUGGAAGCUGUUGGGGCAGCUAGCUUUGUCUACCGGAAAGUUAGAACUAGCUGAGGAAUGCAUGCUGAAAGGAAAGGAUUUGAGUGGUUUGUUACUCCUCUAUACUUCUUUUGGAGAUGCAGAAGGAGUCGCAAGACUUGUAUCUCUUGCUAAAGAGCAAGGGAAGAAUAAUGUUGCAUUUCUGUCUUUAUUCUUGAUGGGUAAAGUGGAGGAAUGUAUCCAGCUGUUAGUUGACAGUAACCGCAUACCUGAAGCUGCGUUGAUGGCUAGAUCUUACAUGCCAAGCAAAGUUUCUGAGAUAGUCUCUUUAUGGAAAGAUGACCUAAACAAGGUUAACCUUAGAGCUGCUGAAUCGUUGGCCGAUCCCCAGGAGUAUCCUAAUAUGUUUGAGGACUGGCAGGUUGCUCUUGCUAUUGAAUCCAAAGUUGCCGAGACACGGUGUCCCGUCCGCAGAACCACACAUCUUCCAGCUGGCGACUACUUAACCCAUGCUGACAAGUCAAACAUGAGCCUUGUCGAAAGUUUCAGAAACUUACAGGUUGAAGAUGAGGAGCCAAGCCAAAAUGGCGAUCUAGAUCAUGAGGAAUUUGUUGAGGAUGUGGAUGAAAAUGAAGACGAUGAAGCCGCCGAAGAACCCAUGGAGGAGGGGGAUGCCGACUCAACAAAUGGUGCUGUACUCGUAGAUAGCAACGAAGCGCAAGAAGAAUGGUCUGCUGAUAAAGAAGAAACAUCUUCAGCCUAAAUAGACGAUGGAUUAGGAACGCGUCAAUUUUCCACCUACGAGCUGUUGACACCUACCACCUAUCUUCAAGGCCAUUGGAAAUUGCUCAUCGCCAUGUUGUAAGUCUCCCCUUCUCAUUCGCUUCCUUAGUGGGCAUCCUCAAAGAAAAAAAGUAGAACAGGCACUAUGCCUAAAAGCUAAGGAUAGCCAAGAAAGAUGGAGAAUAGCUGUAUCUAUAGAAAUGUCGAUGAGAUUCUUCCCCUUAUGUUGUGCACCAUAUACUCUUUACCGAAAAUAAUCACUGUUUUAUAGCUGCAUGAGGACAUUGCAUCAGCGCAUGUAAUCAAUAUGUCCGACCUGUUCGAGAGUUGUACCUUAAGUUAGCGAGUGAGUGUUGUUUGCCAUGACCUGUUUUUUCCCUAGAGAAUGCCCGCUUUCCAGCUUCAUCAUUUGUAUCGACUUGAGUUGAUCAUAGAAGUUACAUUCUCCAUUACUGUGAUUCAUUUGGUGUUAAGCGCGGGCUGUUUCCCCCUGGGCACGCGGCACUAAAGUUGUCGAACGAAAUCGAACUACCACGAGCAU
Molecule: messenger RNA, 3522 nt
Organism: Linum tenue
Lineage: Eukaryota; Viridiplantae; Streptophyta; Magnoliopsida; Malpighiales; Linaceae
Source: the annotation of a GenBank genome assembly